Pipistrellus kuhlii (Kuhl's pipistrelle) is the source of this 3422-nucleotide messenger RNA. It is a transcript of the gene BACE2, whose product is annotated as beta-secretase 2. The record is from RefSeq and is a predicted model, not a curated record. Gene Ontology annotation, biological process: amyloid-beta metabolic process; membrane protein ectodomain proteolysis. The transcript has 10 exons. Gene Ontology annotation, cellular component: membrane; trans-Golgi network; endosome. The coding region runs from base 356 to 2026 and encodes 556 amino acids. Gene Ontology annotation, molecular function: aspartic-type endopeptidase activity. Lineage: Eukaryota; Metazoa; Chordata; Mammalia; Chiroptera; Vespertilionidae.
AAGUUCGGGACCCCGGGGAGAGGCGCGGCCCGGGCCCGGGAGGGCGGCGGGGCGGACCCCAGCGCACCCCGCGCCGCGACCUUGGCCGCGGGGAGGGCCCGGCCCUGGCGGGGCAGACACCGCCCGCCAGAGGGGGCAGCGGCGACCAAGUUGCUCAACUUGGCGGCGCGGGCUCGGCGCCUGCUCCUCCUCCUCCCCGGCCUCCUUCCCUCCUCCUCCCCCCCUCCUCCCGGCGCGCCCAGCCCUCCCCGCAGCCCGCGCCGCCGAGCGGAGCCGCACGCGGAGCCGCAGCCGCCGGCGGACCGGACGGGACCGCACAGGCCGGCCGGGCGCGCCCCCGGGCCCCGCCGCCGGCAUGGGCGCGCUGGCCCGGGCGCUGCUGUGGCCGCUGCUGGCCCCGUGGCUGCUGCCCGCCGCCCCGGCGCUGCCCGCCGCGCCCCUCACGCUGCCCCUCCGCGUGGCCGCGCCCGCCCCCGGGCCCGGGCCCCCCGCCGCCGACGGGCUCGCCCUGGCUCUGGAGCCGGAGCCGGAGCCGGCCGGGGGCGCGGCCAGCUUCCUGGCCAUGGUGGACAACCUGCGGGGGGACUCGGGCCGCGGCUACUACCUGGAGGUGCUGAUCGGGACCCCCCCGCAGAAGCUGCAGAUUCUCGUGGACACCGGGAGCAGCAACUUUGCCGUGGCCGGCGCCCCGCAUCCGAACAUAGACUCCUACUUUGACAGCCAGAGGUCCAGCACGUACCACCCCAAGGGCUUUGAUGUCACCGUGAAGUACACGCAGGGCAGCUGGACGGGCGCCGUGGGGGAGGACCUGGUCACCAUCACCAAGGGCCUCAACGCUUCCUUCCUCGUCAACAUCGCCACCAUCUUCGAGUCGGAGAGUUUCUUCCUGCCGGGGAUCCAGUGGAACGGCAUCCUCGGGCUCGCCUACGGGGCCCUGGCCAAGCCGUCGAGCUCUCUGGAGACCUUCUUCGACUCCCUCGUGAGGCAAGCCGGGAUCCCCAACGUCUUCUCCAUGCAGAUGUGCGGGGCAGGACUGCCGGCGGCCGGAUCGGGUACCAACGGAGGUAGUCUUGUCCUGGGAGGAAUCGAACCGAGUCUGUACAAAGGAGACAUCUGGUAUACCCCGAUUAUGGAGGAGUGGUAUUAUCAGAUCGAAAUCCUAAAGUUGGAAGUCGGAGGCCAGAGCCUUAAUCUGGACUGCAGAGAGUAUAACGCGGACAAGGCCAUCGUGGACAGCGGCACCACCCUGCUGCGCCUGCCCCUGAAGGUGUUCAAUGCCGUGGUCGACGGUGUGGCCCGCGCGUCUCUGAUUCCAGAAUUCUCGGAUGGUUUCUGGACUGGAUCCCAGCUGGCAUGCUGGGCGAGUCCCGAAACACCUUGGUCUUACUUCCCGAAAAUCUCCAUCUACCUGAGAGACGAGAACUCCAGCAGAUCCUUCCGCCUCACUAUCCUGCCUCAGCUUUACAUUCAGCCCAUGAUGAGGGCUGGCCUGAAUUACGAGUGCUACCGAUUUGGCAUUUCACCGUCCACGAAUGCGCUGGUGAUUGGUGCUACCGUGAUGGAGGGCUUCUACGUGAUCUUUGACAGAGCUCGGAAGAGGGUGGGCUUCGCGGCAAGUCCCUGUGCAGCUUCUGAAAUGCCACCCGGCUCUUUUUAUAGCUGGGGACAUGCAGCCUCGGUGCUGUGCGGAUGGCAGCUUGUACACGGAGGCAUCGUGGGCUUGGCAGUCGUCACUGAAUUUCCUUUGCUGCAGGUUGAAAGUGGAUCAUCUGAAAUCGCAGGGACCCCGGUGUCUGAAAUUUCUGGGCCCUUCUCAACAGACGACAUAGCCAGCAACUGUGUCCCCACUCUGCCUUUGAACGAGCCCGUUUUGUGGAUCGUCUCCUAUACGCUCAUGAGCGUGUGUGGAAUCAUCCUUCUCACCUUAAUCAUCCUGCUGCUCCUCCCAUACCAGUGUCGGCGCGUGCCCCGGGACCCCGAGGCCGUCAACGAUGAGUCCUCCCUGGUCCGGCAUCGCUGGAAAUGAAGCGCAAAGCCUGGACCCCAGCAACCUUGAACUCGGCUACUCAGAGAAUUCAGUCCCAGGGGCAGCAAGCCGGGGGCACCAGGCCAGGCUGCUCCCCCAUGUUCAUUCCUCUUUAAAUCUCUCUUCUUGCUCCCAGAUGCCUUCCAGAUUCGCUGUAUUUUGAUUCUUGAUUUCUUAGCGCCCUCCUUCCGAGAAAAAAAAAAAUGAUAAUAAAAACCACCUCGUUCUAAACCAAAACAGAGUGAACCGGGCUUCAGACUCUUUGUGACUGGCAUCCCACACCGUCCUGAUGUGCCUCGAAACAAAAGCAAGCUGUGGCCAGCGUGCCUCGCUCCACUCCCGUCUCUGCAGAAGGGAGUGCAGAGUGUCUCUCUCUUCCCAGCUUCCAGAAGCUUUUCAUCCAUUGCAUUGCACGUAAGGGAGUUCUGCACCGGGCACCCACCAGCCCCGGGGGGUCCAAGAAGGGUCCCGAUACCAUGGCAGGAGAAGCAGUCUGGGGCCUGAUGAUAGGACCGUCGGCCCUUCUGAGUCGGAGAGGGCAGCAGGCCCUUCAUCUGGGCCUUUCUGGGCCCUGAGUGGAGAUCAGCACCCCCUGGUCCUCGCCAGCAUCUCUGCAGGUGGAAGGCCUUUGCCCAUCGCGAUGGAGGGAGCAGGAAGCCCGCGUUUUGUACUCAAGGCCUCGUAGUAUUGUUGGCGUGGGGGUGGAAGACAAAUGACUCUGCCCGGGGUCCUGACCCAGGUGUGGGUGCAGGAGGCUGGCUCCGAACCACACAGGCACCAGGCGCUUCUGCCACCACGCUGGCCUAUGGCUCCUAUGCUCAUCGUAAAGCCAGUAGGCGGCGUGUCAGUGAGAGAAAUGAUGUCUAUGGGCUUAGUGGUUCCUUCUCCCAAACCUCCUACACAGGUAGGUUGAUGGUGACCCUUCAGAGAAGUAAAAAGCGGUCACAUGCCUGCCCUUCCAACGGGCUCUCGAGGGAAGGAAGACCCAAGACAUGCCGAGGACUGGGAGGGACCUGCUGGCUGCUCCUGUGCUUGGAAACCACGCGCCUCCAUCUGCAGAACCCCUCGGACCCCAGCACACCCGCCUGCAUCCGCUUGGUUGAGCGGGUGACCCACACGCCUCUUCCCGUGGGCGCGUUCCGUCUUCGGUGCCCCGUUGGGGGCAGGGGUAUCUCUAUCUGGGGAAAGCCCCUCUUGCUAUCAUUUGAGGCCUUUGCCAAAGAAAAGCAGAAACCUGUAACUCAUGUAAUCAGCCUUAUGUGAUCGAUGUACCUGGGAGAAGGGCUCAAAGCCAGUGUCCCUUCUCUCUUGUCUGUGCCAAGGUCAAUGUUCACUCUGCAUUGCCGUUGCGAUGAGUUGGAUGUACAAUAAAAUCCCACUGGAAGGGCUAACGGUG